Diachasmimorpha longicaudata is the source of this 1261-nucleotide messenger RNA. RefSeq names its product dihydroorotate dehydrogenase (quinone), mitochondrial (gene Dhod). The record is from RefSeq and is a predicted model, not a curated record. NCBI's taxonomy places the organism in Eukaryota, Metazoa, Arthropoda, Insecta, Hymenoptera, Braconidae. The transcript is spliced from 2 exons. Bases 1 to 1173 code for a protein of 390 amino acids. Gene Ontology annotation, molecular function: dihydroorotate dehydrogenase activity. Gene Ontology annotation, cellular component: mitochondrial inner membrane; cytoplasm. Gene Ontology annotation, biological process: 'de novo' pyrimidine nucleobase biosynthetic process; pyrimidine ribonucleotide biosynthetic process.
AUGUCGGUGAAACUCUCCAACAUAGAUAAACUAAAGUCUUUAUUAAAAGUCACUGUCAGUGGAGCUACACUAUUCACAGGUCUGAGUAUAUAUCAGGGUAACGAAAAAUUCUACGAUGAAGUUGUCAUGCCCUUGGUGAGGUUAGUUGACCCAGAGGUGGCUCACAACCUUGCUGUGACAGCUGCCAAGUACGGUUUGACACCCUCGCAAAAAUUCCAGGAUCCUCCAGGUCUCAAGACAACAUUAUGGGGAUUGAAUUUCCAUAAUCCUGUUGGAAUGGCAGCUGGAUUUGAUAAACAGGGAGAAGCUGUUCAGGGCCUGACGAGGAUGGGCUUUGGAUUCGUUGAAAUAGGUUCAGUGACCCCAGAUCCUCAGCCUGGUAAUCCCAAACCUCGAGUUUUUCGUCUGCCAGAGGACAAAGCAGUGAUUAACAGGUAUGGAUUCAACAGUGAUGGCCACGAGGUUGUUUACCAACGCUUGAAAGCCCUGAGGGAUGAUUCAUCGUUCACAGGAAUUAUCGGUGUAAACCUGGGAAAGAAUAAAACCUCAGACGACUCUAUAAACGAUUACUCGAGUGGAAUUAGAAAAUUCUCAGACGUAGCUGACUAUCUGGUGAUCAAUGUGUCUAGUCCAAAUACCCAGGGCUUGAGGGAUCUACAGAGUAAAAAAAAUCUGGAGGAAUUACUGUGUAGAAUCAAUGAAGUAAGAUCUUCGAUGGAUCGAAAGCCACCUCUUCUGCUGAAACUAGCUCCAGACCUCACUGAUUCAGAGUGUCAAGAUAUUGUGGAGGUCAUUCAGAAGAAUACAUCGAGAGUUGAUGGACUAAUUCUAUCCAACACUACGGUAUCUCGAGAACAUUUGAAGGGUGAGAGCCGAGGUGAGACUGGAGGACUCAGUGGAGCUCCUCUAACCGAUAAAUCUACCCUGCUGAUUGCCGAUAUGUACAAGAGAACAAAAGGGAAAAUUCCUAUCGUUGGAGUUGGUGGGAUUUUCGAUGGUAAUGAUGCUUAUGAUAAAAUCAAGGCUGGGGCCUCCCUCGUGCAGAUUUACACGUCCUAUGCUUAUCAUGGGCCUCCUAUUGUCCAGAAGAUCAAGAGGGAAUUAGAUGAUUUAAUUGCUCGUGAUGGGCACUCAAGUAUUGCUGAUGCUGUUGGUGGAGGGAAUAAAAGAUGAAUUGUUCUGCUGAUUGUUAUGGUUAAAAAUGUAUAUUGUACUGAAUAUUUAAGUUUUGAAUACCAAUGAGAGACCGGGAGUACUUGUA